GCAGUUGGUUUUUCAUUCAGAUGUCACUCCAAUUUUUUUCUUAGAAGAUGUGCAAGGUGAUCAACGUUGUGUACUAAAAUUGCAAGAAUUUGUAUCAGUCAUAUCAUAACCAUUGCACGUAUUAUUUUGCAAUUGAGUAUAUACAUAUAUGUAUAUAUGUACGUACAUAUAUCGUUACAGAAAAUAAAAACAAUUAGAUUGAUCAAGUAUAACAAUAAUCAUCAUCUGUCUUUCAUUAAUUUUUUCUUCUUCUACUAAUGAUAAAUAUUGUUAACUUUAUUUUAUUUAUAUUAUUUGUUUAUACAAUUGAAUAAUAUCAACAAUGACUGCUAUUUAUAUUGAAUCUGAUGUUGCCGGUGUUGUAAAAAAAUUAUCCAGUUUAAUUGAAGAGUAUGCCAAUGAUGCAAUAGAAUCUGAUGACAUUUUCAAAAUUGGCUUAUCAGGUGGUUCUUUAAUUAAUUUUUUGGCUGAGGGUCUACCUACAAUCAAGACUGAUUGGUCUAAGUGGCGUUUUUUCUUCUGUGACGAGCGAAUCGUACCUUUUGAUAAUGAGGAAUCAACUUUCGGCCAGUACAAAACUAAGUUAAUUGGCAAAAUUCCAGUUACUGCAGAUCAAUUUAUUACUGUCGACUCUGAUAUUUCUGCUGCUGAAGCGGCAAAUGAUUAUAUCAAGAAGAUGUCUGUCUAUUUUCCACCAGACAGUCUACCGCGUUUUGAUAUGCUUUUGCUUGGAAUUGGUCCUGAUGGUCAUACAUGCUCAUUAUUUCCUAAUCAUCGAUUACUUGAUGAAACUAGUCGGUGGGUUUGUCCGAUAAACGAUUCACCUAAACCUCCUUCUUCAAGGAUUACUUUAACAUUUUCGGUUAUUAAUAAUGCCAAAGCAUGUAUUUUUGCUGCCACUGGAGCCAGUAAAGCUGAUAUAAUCAAACGUGUAAUAGAAUUAAAAGAAAAUUUACCUGCGGGUCGGGUGAAAUUAACCAACGGUAAUUUAUAUUGGAUUCUUGAUGAAGAAGCAGCAUCAGGCAUAACGGAAGGUUAAAUAUUGAAAAAGAAUAUAAGAAACAACUUCAAGAGGUGACAUUUUUAAUAUUUUUGUAUGCAUUAUCAAUUAAUCAAUCGCAACAUUCUUAAUUGCAAUUUUAUAAAAUUUAACAAUGCAUAACACUCAGGUAUUUUAAUUUUUUAAGAUUUUGUAGGUAUACAUAUAUCAAAAACCAAAUUGUUCUUAUUCAUGUUAAAAAUAGAAUACAUUCUGAUACCAUACCAAUGAUAAAUCGCAAAAAAUAUUUCGGGAUAAUGAUGGACAGGAAUUUUUUCUUACUUACUCUUUAGAACCAAAUAUCGUGAUAAAUUUUCGAAAAUAGUUCAAUUAUUUUUCGAAUCUCAAUAAAAUAUUCUAAGCUUAUUAAUGAUUCCAUGAUUUGAAUUGAUUCUUACAAAAUUGUACUUUCUUAGAUAAUUGGUACGUGAAAAUAUAAGCACCUUCAGGAUAUUUAUUUUUGUCAUCAGUAUAGAUUACCGGUACUUUUUUCAGAUUAUUGUACCAAUUGCUUCCAGAUUUUUUAUAUCAUUAAUAUGAAAUAUCACCUCAAUUUAUAUAAUUUCUCUCUAUUCAAAGUUAUUUGGUUAAUUAUUGAAUAAAUAAAUGUUUUUUGGUAGUAAAUGUCGCUAUUAUA
This is a messenger RNA of Chelonus insularis, 1676 nucleotides long. RefSeq names its product 6-phosphogluconolactonase (gene Pgls). Gene Ontology annotation, biological process: pentose-phosphate shunt; carbohydrate metabolic process. Gene Ontology annotation, molecular function: 6-phosphogluconolactonase activity. The transcript is spliced from 4 exons. The coding region runs from base 323 to 1039 and encodes 238 amino acids. The record is from RefSeq and is a predicted model, not a curated record. NCBI's taxonomy places the organism in Eukaryota, Metazoa, Arthropoda, Insecta, Hymenoptera, Braconidae.